Molecule: messenger RNA, 2040 nt
Organism: Engraulis encrasicolus (European anchovy)
Lineage: Eukaryota; Metazoa; Chordata; Actinopteri; Clupeiformes; Engraulidae
Gene: zic3
Product: zic family member 3 heterotaxy 1 (odd-paired homolog, Drosophila)
Exons: 3
Coding region: 253-1593 (446 amino acids)
Biological process (GO): regulation of transcription by RNA polymerase II
Cellular component (GO): nucleus
Molecular function (GO): RNA polymerase II cis-regulatory region sequence-specific DNA binding; DNA-binding transcription factor activity, RNA polymerase II-specific
Source: RefSeq, a predicted model, not a curated record
ACUCGCCUGGAAAGGGGGGGAAGUUUGAUCCACGUUCUCACGGAUCACAGUUGCGGGAGUUUUUCUCCCCCGCUCACCGACCGAGCGCGAGGAUUUGUCUUCGGAACUUUUUCCAUUUUCGUGUGCGUCUAGCUGAGCAACACUGUAUAGAGAUAUCAGUUUUCGUGUAAAAGGCUAUAAUUCACCUCCGCUAACACGGGGUUUGCGUUUUAUUUGCUUACUUUUCGUUUUCUUUUUGUCAUUUGAGUCCAAAUGACUAUGCUCCUUGACAGUGGUCCUCAAUUCCCGUCGCUAGGAGUUGGGGGCUUCGGAGCACCGCGGCAUCAUGAUCUGGGGAACAGGGACCCGGGGCUGGGACUUAAUCCCUUCGCAGAUUCCUCCCAUUCGGCAGCUUUCAAGAUCAGUUCGGUGACCCCCGACAUCGCGUCUAGUCAGACGUCCGCUUUCACUCCGCAGGCGACUGGAUACGCGCUUGGGCACCACCACGGCGGACAGGUGGGUUCCUACGGCGGUGGACCUUUCAAUACGACCCGAGACUUUCUAUUCAGGAACCGUGGUGCUGGCAUUGGAGAGUCGGCAGCUAGCGCCCAGCAUGGGAUCUUUGCAGCUUCUGCGGGAAGUCUACACGGACCCCCAGGAAUCUCUGACAACCCGGGACAUCUGUUGUUUCCUGGGCUCCACCACGAGCAAGCGGUCAGCCACACAUCACCGAGCGGACAUGUCGUCAACAGCCAAAUGCACCUCGGUUUACGCGGGGACAUUUUUGGUAGACCAGACCCCUACCGUCCCGUCGCCAGUCCUCGGACGGACCCUUAUGGCGCGGCGCAGCUUCACAACUACAACCACCAGAUCAAUAUGAACAUGGGCAUGAACGUGCCCACGCACCACGGGCCCGGGGCUUUCUUUCGGUACAUGCGGCAGCCCAUAAAACAAGAAAUGUCCUGUAAGUGGAUUGAUGAGCACCAGAUGCACAGACCCAAAAAGACUUGUGACCGGACUUUCAGCACCAUGCACGAGAUGGUUACGCAUGUGUCCAUGGAGCACGUUGGCGGGCCAGAGCAGAGUAACCACAUUUGCUUCUGGGAGGAUUGUCCUAGAGAAGGGAAAUCUUUCAAGGCCAAAUAUAAACUCGUCAACCAUAUCCGAGUGCACACGGGAGAAAAGCCCUUUCCUUGUCCGUUCCCGGGCUGUGGGAAAAUAUUCGCUCGAUCAGAAAACCUGAAAAUCCAUAAAAGAACUCAUACAGGGGAGAAACCGUUCAAGUGUGAAUUCGAUGGCUGCGACAGACGAUUCGCCAACAGUAGCGACAGGAAAAAGCACAUGCACGUGCACACGUCUGACAAGCCAUACAUCUGCAAAGUGUGCGACAAGUCCUACACACAUCCCAGCUCACUCAGGAAACACAUGAAGGUACACGAGUCACAGGGCUCGGAGUCGUCUCCUGCAGCAAGUUCUGGAUACGAGUCGUCCACACCCCCAGUUUUAGUCUCAGCCAGCACAGAAGACCCCACGAAAACCCCACCGUCAGCCGUGCAUAACACAUCUGCGCACAGCGAUGGACUAGCGCCCAACUUUAAUGAAUGGUACGUUUGAAGUGACAAACGAGCUCUCUUACACGGACCACAAGAGUAAGGAAACCUUCAGAAAAAAAACUUUACUGUACAAAUGGCAUGGGAACAACAUGGAGGAAUAACUCUUUUCCAGCAGGCCUCGUCCUUUCUCAGGAUUCGAAAAAAAAUUGACUCUAUUCCGAGUUCGAAGAAACAAAUCAUAAAUAAAAUAGCCUACUUUCUAAGAAUAAAGAAAAUGUUUUUCACUUUCAGUUUGCAGGUUUCAGAUAAUUAUUUUAUUUUUCAUUUAUGUAUUUUCUCAAAAUUUUAUUUAAAGAAUUAAAAAGGAAUAAUAUUUCACGAUGUUUUAUAUGGGAGGUGACAGUUUACCAUCACCUUUUGAUUGAUUGUUACAACUUCAAACAGUCUUAAGAAACGUGCCAAAGUCUUUGUCUUGAACUUGAACAAGAAAAUAAAUCAUACAUAAGUA